AUGGCGGACGGAGAGGCGUACCUGACGGUGUCCGGGGAGCGCAUCGCGUUGCAGCGCCGCCACUACAGCGCCUCCUGCCGGGAGUUCGUGGUGCGCUGCCCGCGGCUGCAGCUGCGGUCGGUCAGCGCCGUCACCUGCUCGGUGUGGCUGGUGGCCUACGGGCUCUUCGUGCUCUGCCAGAACAGCGUGGUGCUCUCUGCUGCUAUAUUUGUCACACUGAUCGGCUUACUUGCGUAUCUGCACUUUGUGAAGAUUGACCAGGAAUCCCUGCUAAUUGUUGGCUCACUUGGAAUACAGAUGACUUCAUCCUAUGCUUCUGGCAAAGAGAGUACAACUUUCAUAGAAAUGAAUCAGGUAAAAGAUGUGGUCAUCAAUGAAGCCAUCUACAUGCAAAAGGUCAUCUAUUAUCUAUGCAUUCUUCUUCAGGACCCUGUAGAACCUCAUGUAGUUUCUGAGGUAGUGCCGCUGUUCCAGAGCUCCAAGCCACGCCUAGACUGUCUUGUGGAAGUGUACAAAAGUUGCCAAGAAAUCUUGGAGCAAAACAAGAAAUCUUGACAUUGAUCUGUAACAUGAAAUCUUUAUGAAGGUA
This is a messenger RNA of Euleptes europaea (tarantolino), 589 nucleotides long. It is a transcript of the gene PIGH, whose product is annotated as phosphatidylinositol glycan anchor biosynthesis class H. The record is from RefSeq and is a predicted model, not a curated record. The transcript is spliced from 4 exons. Gene Ontology annotation, cellular component: glycosylphosphatidylinositol-N-acetylglucosaminyltransferase (GPI-GnT) complex. Gene Ontology annotation, biological process: GPI anchor biosynthetic process. NCBI's taxonomy places the organism in Eukaryota, Metazoa, Chordata, Lepidosauria, Squamata, Sphaerodactylidae. Bases 1 to 555 code for a protein of 184 amino acids.